Dufourea novaeangliae is the source of this 1035-nucleotide messenger RNA. RefSeq lists its product as uncharacterized. The record is from RefSeq and is a predicted model, not a curated record. Bases 1 to 1035 code for a protein of 344 amino acids. Lineage: Eukaryota; Metazoa; Arthropoda; Insecta; Hymenoptera; Halictidae. The transcript is spliced from 6 exons.
AUGUUGCAACGCUUCCUUCGGUAUUCCUUGUUCGCCAUUGCUGUUUGCUGUGCCCUUACCGAAAGAAAUGGAUACACUUCGACAUCUGAGCUGACGAAGGAAAAACCUACCGAGGACAAACUGUUAAGCAACAUCGUACGUGCUAGAAACUCCUCGAAUAAUCUUGUACGUUCGUCGAGCAACAAUACCGAUGCAUACGACAGAAGUUUAGACAAAGAGUCUAGAGCAACGAUUCAACGGGUGGAAUCAGAGUCGAGAGAUAAGUCAAACGUUCUCACGAUACACAUAGAAAUUCGUUAUAUAUUCUGUUGCGGGCCAAGGUACGGUUCCAAUGCAUCGAUUCGACCCGAUUCAUCCUACGGCAAGACUUCGACGGGUAGCAAUCGAUACUUGACUCAAUACGGUGAACGUUUACCGGUCGAUAGAUACGGGUGGCAAACUCAAGGGCAACCGCCGGAUUCGAACGGAAUCACCCCGCGACCUGGACACGGACAUCAUACUGGCGUUGCGCUUUACGAACCGAGUCAAACAGGAGACAGGUUUGCUUUCCGUCCGAGUUAUGGAAGUGAAAGUCCACGUAAACCCAGUGGCUACGAGACUGGUGGCUCUGGAGGAUAUGUCUAUGGUAAUGGUGGUUAUGGUGGAUAUGGUAGCGGGAGACCAACUAGCACAGCCGGAUCCACAUCGAACGCCGGUUAUGGAAUUUCUGGAACCUUUGCUAAUGGCGAAGAAUUUGGGCCCACGGAAUCGAAUUAUCCCGAAGGGAGCGUUCACCCACAUCCAAAUAUUCAGACGCAAAAGGCCGUAGCUUUGAAAGCAUUGGCCGGGGUUGCCUUAAUUGGUGCAGCUGCUGCUUUAGCUACGAAUCCGAUUCUUCUACCAAUUGGUAUCGUGUCGGGAAGGAAAAAACGAUCGAAUUUCUCGAACCAAGAAGAAGAAGCGCGUAUUGAGUACGUUUCGAGAAUUCUGAAAAAUAACAUUUUCAAGCGGUACGAUAGUGCAAGCGAAAAUAAAAGAUUCAAAUCAGCUCAUUAA